AGCGAGUUCCCUCUCCCUCCUGCAGAAGCUUGGGUGAGAAGGGAGGUUUCUCCCUCACACUGGCUGAGCUUUGAGCUGUGUACUAAUGACAGCACAAGGAGGAGAGGAACUAGAGAUUGACAGUCAUGAGAGAUUUUUGUUGCUGUUUAGGAUAGACCUCUCUCCAUUUCUUCUUCUGUCUUUCCAUUUAUUCUGCACCUCCCUCUUUUUCCUUCCUCCAAACCCUUUCCUCCAGCCCAGCCCUUGUCUUCCCUUUGUCCUAGUUCUCCUUGCCUUUUCAGUAAGUGAGGAAUUAAAUAAGCCUCUAUGGAGACAAAACCAAAUGCAAUAGCAUCCCUUGCCUGCCUGGAUAGGAUGCUGAUGAAGUUAGUGAAGAGACAUCUCCUUAGGAUGCUGCUUUUAUUUUAUUAUUUAGUCCAGCAUGCACCAGGUCAGGACUGCGGGAGCAUCCUUAGAGCCACAUGCAUGCUUGGAAUAAAAGAGCUCACUGUGUAGUCACAGAGCACCUCCAUACCCAGGCACCUGCUACCUGAAAUGCCAGUAACCUCCCCCCGGGCACUGCCCCACACACAGGAAAGGUGGGGUCUGACCAGCACCAAGGGCUCCCCAUCACUCAGACGAGGCCCACCUGGAAUCAGCAAUAAAGAGGGGUCUGAGAUACCAGCCUCAGGGUGUUUGUGUUUAGUAGGUAAUGAAGGAGCCUGAGGAGUAAAUUAAAAAAGAAAGAUGCAGAGGAAGGGUUUCUCUGCUUUUACAGUGUGCUUGGCUGGGGCCAUCCCUUGGUGCUGCUGUCUUGUAUCUGUGCUAUCAGAGUAAAUAAACCUCCUCUUGUAAAUGCUGACCUCAAGCUGUGUAGUAAAUUCUGGUGCCAGCCAAACCUGUGUUUGGUCGCUCGCAGUGUGUUCUUCUCAGUAUGAGGCUGCUGUAUUGCUUUCACCACAAGCACCAAACGCUGUUAGAUGCUUUCCUUUGGGACUCAAUUCCAGCUGCAUGACCUAGGAUUACAGUUGCUAUGGCGAUAAGACAGUUAGUGAAGGAAGGAGUGAAAGCUUUGCUCUGCCCCCAAGACGCAAUAUGGAAGCCAUUGCCAAGUUUGAUUUCACGGCUUCUGGAGAAGACGAGUUGAGCUUCCAGGCUGGGGAUGUGUUGAAGAUUUUGAGUUCCCAGGAAGAGUGGUACAAGGCUGAGCUCAGAAGUCACGAGGGCUACGUUCCUAAGAACUUCAUUGAUUUCCAUGUUCCCCCCUGGUUUGAUGAGAAAAUAUCCCGCCACGAAGCAGAGAACCUCCUCAUGAGCAAAGGAGUUGGCUGCUUCAUUGUCCGAGCCAGUCAGAACUCUCAUGGUGACUUCUCCAUCUCUGUCAGGCAUGAAGAUGAUGUACAACACUUCAAAGUGAUGAGGGAUUCAAAGGGUAGCUAUUACCUGUGGACAGAGAAAUUCCACUCGCUAAACAAACUGGUGGACUACUACAGGACGACUUCCAUCUCCAGGCAGAAGCAGAUCUUCCUAAGGGACAACAGCCAAGAAGGAAAGGAGAGGCAUGGCGGGAGCCUGGAACAGAUAGGUCGGGAAGGAUUCCAUGUGGGAGGAGCAGCUGGAGAAGAUCAUUCUUCUAUAUCCAAGAGAUAUGUAGAGCAUCCUAUUCCCAUACUGCAGCAGCAGCAGGAAAGAUAUGGUGGGAGUCUGGACAGGAAAGACAUGAUGCAUAGACUAAGGGAUCAUGGCCAAGGAAGUGCAGGAGCUAUGCAACGGAGACACACAGACCCACUGCACCAGCAGACACAGAGAACGCUGUGGGUCCGUGCCUUGUACGACUUCGAUGCGAUGGAGCACGAUGAGCUGGGCUUCCGCAGUGGGGACAUCUUAGAGGUCCUGGACAGCUCCAACCCAUCCUGGUGGAAAGGACGCCUGCGUGGGGAACUGGGUCUCUUCCCUGCCAACUAUGUCACACCGGUGCUGCUGUGAGGGCACAGUAUGGCCCAGAGGUCUCUGCUGGAGCUGCUCUUCUGACAUGACAGGGACAGAGAAGGAGUUCAUCUUCCCUUGCCACCAGGACACACAUUGUUUUUUGUUUUGUCUUAAUUUAUUGGCAAUUGAUCUAUUGAAAUGUUGGUAUGAAAGAGAACCCUUUGAAAAAGAAUUUUUUACCCCUUUUUUUCACAGUCAUGAAAGGG
Molecule: messenger RNA, 2174 nt
Organism: Lonchura striata (white-rumped munia)
Lineage: Eukaryota; Metazoa; Chordata; Aves; Passeriformes; Estrildidae
Source: RefSeq, a predicted model, not a curated record